This is a messenger RNA of Electrophorus electricus (electric eel), 1403 nucleotides long. RefSeq names its product glutamic-oxaloacetic transaminase 1 like 1 (gene got1l1). Gene Ontology annotation, biological process: L-aspartate biosynthetic process. Gene Ontology annotation, molecular function: L-aspartate:2-oxoglutarate transaminase activity; pyridoxal phosphate binding. Lineage: Eukaryota; Metazoa; Chordata; Actinopteri; Gymnotiformes; Gymnotidae. The record is from RefSeq and is a predicted model, not a curated record. Gene Ontology annotation, cellular component: cytosol.
UUUAGAGACUGAGCGAGCGGUUUAAGUAGAGUUAAGCAAAACCGUCAGAGAACCGAUCGCAUGACGAAAUGUCUUCAUAUUCGGUGUUUAGCCACAUCCCCGUGGCUGAUCCGAACACAGGGGCGAAACUUUUCUCAGAUUUCAAUCGAGACUCCCACCGCGACAAGGUUUUCCUAGCGGGGAAGGAGUAUGUCGGCGAGGGUGGUCGUUCCGCGCUGCUUCCUCUUAUCCGGAAAAUCAAACAGCAGAUGAACUCCGACCCGACCCUUAACCCCGAGUAUCUGCCUUCGCUGGGGCUCCCACAUUUCACCAGGAGAGCGUCGGAACUGGCCUUAGGCAAAGACAGCCGCGCAAUUCUGGAAAAUAGGGUCAUAGGCGUGCAGGUGGUGGGCGGCUCUGGAGCAGUGCGCCUGGGGGCGGAGCUGCUGAAAUGCAGAUAUGGCGAUGGCUCAUCAUGGCGAGGCCCUGUCCUCCUCCCAUCUCCGUUUGACGAAUCAUUAUCUUGGAUCUUUAAGGCAGCAGGUGUCGGAGAUGUUCAGUGCUACCACUACUGGGAUGGCGAGCAACGAGGUGUGUGUGUGGGGAAGAUGAUGGAGGACUUGGAGAAAGCUCCAGAACAAAGUGUGGUGGUCCUCUCCGUUGUGGGACACUGGCCCACCGGAUCUGAUCUCUCACAGGGCGAAUGGAAGCACGUGGUGGAAGUCCUGGGGACUCGCCGGCUUCUCCCAUUCUUCCUGCUGCGUGCCCAGGGGUUGUGCAGCGGUGAGCCGGAGGAGGACGCCUGGCCUCUGAGAUAUGCCGUGGCUCAGGGGCUGGAGCUCCUCUGUGCCCAGUCCUUCUCCCAUAACUUCGGCCUCUACGGAGAGAGAGUGGGCCACCUCCUUUGUGUUUUAAAAGAAAAUGACAAUCUGCUGGCUGUCCAAUCCCAAGCAGAGAAGCUUGUUCAAGCACUCUGGGCCCACCCACCAUUAGAAGGGGCCAGAGUAGUCACAACUGUACUAAGCAAUCCUGCACACCUAGUUGAAUGGCUGGACGGGCUGAAGGGCAUUGCGGAGAGAUGCAUGGUGAUGCGGGAACGCCUUCGUGAGAAGUUGCGUCUUCUCGGGGGCACCUGGGAACACCUGGUAAAGUCCAGGGGACUCUACUGCUGCAUCGGACUGACCGUUCAACAGGUUGCAUUUCUGGCGAGGAAGAGACACGUUUACCUGCUCCCAGAGGGCUGUCUAAACGUGAGUGCCAUUAACAGCCGUAAUCUUGACUAUGUGGCAGAAUCCAUUCAUCUAGCACUGACAUCACAUAUCUGAUCUUAAAGACAUCAAAUAAUGCUGUUUGGUUAAGAUAACCUUGUUCUCCUCAUUUCUUUCUGUCCUGAUCAUUAAUAUAGCAGCAUCUUUAGGUAUAGG